AUGGUUCGCAGCUCUGCCCAUCCUGCCUGGCAUUUCGCCCGACAAGGCGUGGUCUACUAUGCACAUCACGAUGAUGCUGUUGGUGGUCCGACGACGAGUGACGCGAGAACUGAAUCCCCAAAAAUGUUUGUUAGGCGUAGUUUUGACGUCCGAGGCACCAUAAAAAGGAAACACAUAGAGAGUGUCGCUCUCGGCGACAGUGUAAUCAUUCGGUGCCAUAUCAAUUCCAAUUCCGAGACUGGUGCUCUCAUGGCACAAAGCAGCAUGAGUCUCUACUGCCCUGCUGUCCCUAGGGACACCUUUUGCUUUCAGAAUUGUCGACCGCAGGAGGUGUGCAACGGCAAGGGCAGCUGCCGAAUUAUUCCCUCACUGGAAGGAGUGGCGUGCAGGAGCAUCAUCCAUGCCAGUGGAGAGAUUGUGUAUGAGUACACACUGAAGCAUGUGACACCCGAAUGGGUGGACUGGCAUCAUCCGGGUUUUGCUUGUCACAGCGCGGCGGGUAAAACGAACUGGACAAGGUUGAGAGAGAAAGCUAAAGCGCCGCCCGAGGCGGAGGGAAAUAAAGUGGCCCCACCUCCACCACCGAGAACCACUACCACUUCUACGACCACCACAGCCACCACGACAACAACUACGACACCCUCACCAAGAAGAACAACUGUGAAUCAUGGGACAACCACAAAUGAAACGCAAGCUUUAAUUAUCGCUUCAUCGAACAGGGGUGAUGACAGUGCACACUGGUUAAACUUUCUACGAACUUCUUCCUCAGGGGGCUUCUGGACACCAGAAAUGAUUAUCAUCACUGCCUUUGUAGCCCUCGCCCUAUCCAUGCUAAUUAACUGCUUCUGCUGCGUCAAAUGGCUUGUCAAACGGCAUCACGGAGAUAGAAGAAAACUAAAAGGAACUGCUACGUUCGGUGGUCAGAAUGAUCUUAGACCGACCGGAGUCAUCCCCACUGUUGCGUGGUACCCCGCAGAUCCCAGAGUCCUACCACCCGUUGCACUGGCACAGCAAAUGACACCCAGCUCAGCUUUCCACCGGUCUGUCACUAUUCCCGACGAAUCACUAGUAGAGAAUUCCCCACACUGGAAUCCCUUUGAGAGCGCUGACGCAGCGCGUACCCACCCCGAGGGAAAAGCGGCCAAUGGUAGCACUAUGAGCAAUUCAGCCGGCCGUAACUCGGACUCGGGUUUCUCGAUUGCCCACGCCGGUGCACCACAACCGAUUCAAAUACUCUCUAAUCCCUCCGCCUACCCAAUAAGCUUCGAACCACUGGGUUGGUCUGGACCAGUCACCCCCCGCCCCAGGCAACAUACCCACCGUUUAAGACACCAGUUUAUGCCCUCCUACUACGUCGGAGUGAAGAGAGCCACCUCAAGAGAAACAGUCUUUUCAGAGCGGCCAAUAUCCGAGAUUGGAUUCGAACCGACCCCUCACCACCAGCAUCACUACAUACCGGUCGUUCUAGGUCCUGGAGGUGGUGUACGAGCCUCACAGCCGCAGCUAGCGUCAGUUUCUGCCUACGGCGCUCCGUUAUGCAGUCCCGCCGAUGUGAGUCUGAUCGAAAAACCAGGAGCGGGGGAUGGUGCCAGUGCAGGAGGUGGUAGUGGAUCGCCCAAACCCGGAAUGACAGUCCUCCUACCUGCAACUGUGCUCAGUCACCAAUACGGCGUGAUCCCGCCUCCUUCGAGUUCCACUGAACGGUCUACUGCACCCCUUUUGAACGCGGAUCUGGUGGUGAAAUCACAAACAGUGACUCCUGAGGCCGCUUUGGAGGAAGUGGCUGUAGCAAACGAGACUACAGGCAAAAGUGCAGCGGAAGUACAAAUGUGGCUCCAAUCGAUGCCUGGCGCGGACAAGGAUCAACAGUCGCGGCUACCGACCAAGUUGGCGGACAGUUUGAACACGGACUACGACGUGCCGAGUGAUUGGAGUGAACGUGAACCUAUGUUGCUGCGCGAGAAACUGAGUAGUGAAGAGACUGGUCCUACUGAGUGA
Molecule: messenger RNA, 1998 nt
Organism: Echinococcus granulosus
Lineage: Eukaryota; Metazoa; Platyhelminthes; Cestoda; Cyclophyllidea; Taeniidae
Exons: 6
Coding region: 1-1998 (665 amino acids)
Source: RefSeq, a predicted model, not a curated record